CACACUGUGUCUAAUGAACAACAAAACACAUUUAACUUUUUUACAGUAAAAAGUUAAAUAUAUAUAUUUAUAAAGAGCUUUUCACCCUCUAAAUAAACCACCACAAUGCCAACGAUUGGAGUUAAGCGGGAUCUGCUUUUUGAAGCCCUGGGCAAGAAAUACACCGAUGAUGAGUUCCAAGAGCUCUGCUUUGCCUUUGGUCUGGAGUUGGAUGAAGUGACCACAGAGAAGCAAAUGCUGACAAAGGAGCAGGGAGAUGUUGCCGCAGCGGCGGAUGCCAGUGAGGAAAUCAUCUACAGGAUCGAUAUUCCUGCCAAUCGUUACGACUUGCUCUGUCUAGAGGGCUUGGUUACGGGUCUGCGAGUCUUUCAGGGACAAGUUAAACCACCCAAGUUUGAGUUUGUGGAGCCAUCACAGCGUCAAGUGUUGACAAUCAUGCCGUCAACGGCGCAAAUUCGACCAUAUGCUGUGGCUGCUGUCUUACGCAAUGUUACCUUUACGCAGGAUUCGUACAACAGCUUCAUUGAUCUGCAGGACAAGUUGCAUCAGAACAUUUGCCGCAAGCGCACAUUGGUAGCGAUUGGCACUCAUGAUCUGGACACUUUGCAAGGACCAUUUAGCUAUGAAGCCUUGCCGCCGGAGCAAAUCAAAUUUGUACCACUCAACCAGACGCGGGAGCUGAACGGCGUUCAACUGAUGGAUUUCUACGCCACUCACGCUCAGCUCAAACAAUAUUUGCCCAUCAUUCGCGAUUCGCCUGUCUAUCCAGUGAUCUACGAUGCCAAUCGUGUUGUUUUAUCGCUACCACCCAUAAUUAAUGGAGAUCACUCAAAGAUUUCGCUGAAAACCAAAAAUGUUUUCAUUGAAUGCACCGCCACGGAUUUGACCAAAGCCAAGGUAGUGUUGGACACCAUUGUAUGCUUGUUCUCGGAGCACUGCAGCCAAAAGUUCACGGUCGAGCCUUGUAAUGUAGUCCAAACGGACGGCACAACUAUUGCCUAUCCGGAGCUAGCAGUGCGUGAAGAGCGUGUUUCGGUGAAACGUGCCAAUGCUUACAUAGGCAUUAAUGAGCCAGCCUCACAGCUGGCGGAUAUGCUAACACGCAUGUAUUUGGAGGCUCAAGUGGAUGCCAAGGAUGGCGAUACGCUUAAUGUUAAGAUUCCGCCCACGCGCCAUGAUGUCAUCCAUGCUUGUGACAUCUAUGAGGAUAUUGCCAUUGCCUUUGGUUAUAACAACAUCAAGAAAUCAUUGCCAGCCUUCAUGCAAAUCGCCAAGCAGUUUCCACUCAACAAACUGACCGAGCAGCUGCGUGAACAGGUAGCCCAGGCCGGAUUCACCGAGGCACUGACCUUUACAUUGUGCUCCCGUGAUGAUAUUGCACGUAAGCUGAACAAGAACAUCGAAGCCUUACCUGCCGUGCAUAUUGGAAAUCCCAAGACGCUUGAGUUUCAAGUGGUCCGCACCACUUUGCUGCCUGGUCUUCUAAAGACAUUGGUUGCCAAUCGCAAAAUGCCGCUGCCAUUGAAACUCUUUGAGAUUAGCGACGUUGUGCUUGUCGCCGAGAAUUCGGAGGUAGGCGCUCGCAAUGAGCGUCGUCUGUGUGCUGUCAAUUGCAACAAGACCGCUGGAUUUGAGAUUGUGCAUGGCCUGCUGGAUCGUGUCAUGCAAUUGCUCUCUGUGCCCAGGAAAGCUGCCAAUGCCGAGAAGGGCUAUUAUCUAGAGGCAACUGAGGAUCCCAGCUACUUCCCGGGUCGUUGCGCUAAUGUCAUGUACGAUACUCUUGUCAUUGGCAAGAUUGGAGUCUUGCAUCCCACGGUCCUGCAAGCCUUCGAGCUGACCACGCCCUGUUCGGUGGUGGAGUUUACCAUUGAGCCAUUUGUGUGAACAAGAGCUUAGCUUAGCAAUGAAAUUGUAAUUGUUUUCCCCAAUUAUUUCACAAGUCUUAAUAAAUGGUCACAAACCUUUUUAAAUAAUACAACGAAAAA
Molecule: messenger RNA, 1985 nt
Organism: Drosophila innubila
Lineage: Eukaryota; Metazoa; Arthropoda; Insecta; Diptera; Drosophilidae
Gene: beta-PheRS
Product: phenylalanine--tRNA ligase beta subunit
Exons: 5
Coding region: 106-1884 (592 amino acids)
Biological process (GO): phenylalanyl-tRNA aminoacylation
Cellular component (GO): cytoplasm; phenylalanine-tRNA ligase complex
Molecular function (GO): phenylalanine-tRNA ligase activity; RNA binding; ATP binding
Source: RefSeq, a predicted model, not a curated record